UUUGAUCUCUUUAAUUCAAAAAUUGUUAAUUAAAAAAAGCAUUGGAAUAAUCAGUUCAACAAAGCAAACCAUAUUCCGAAACAACAACCUACGCCAACAUCAUCAACCAUGUUUGCCAAGAGAUUGUUACACAAAGCUGUGCAUCACCAUUCUAACCACAAGUUGCAGAAUAGUAGUUUGCAGUUAAGUGAAUUAGAUCCCAGAAUUGUGAUUCACUAUGGCAUUCCAUCUACUGCUUCAGUUCUCGCCUUUGACCCUAUUCAGCGACUUUUGGCUAUUGGGACUUUGGAUGGAAGGCUUAAGGUGAUUGGUGGUGAUAAUAUUGAAGGACUUUUGAUUUCUUCUAAGCAAUUGCCUUACAAAUACUUGGAGUUUCUACAAAACCAGGGGCAUCUAGUUGGGGUUUUAAAUGAUAAUGAUAUCCAGGUUUGGAAUCUCGAGAAUCGGAGUCUUAUUUGUUCAUUGCAAUGGGAAUCCAAUAUUACCGCUUUCUCUGUAAUCAGUGGCUCACAUUUCAUUUAUGUUGGGGAUGAGCAUGGCUUGUUUUCUGUGAUAAAGUUUGAUGUCGAGGAAGGACAACUUUUGAAGUCAACAAAUAACUUAUCGGCACAAUUUCUAAGGGAAGCUGCCGGGUUUCCAGAGUCUAGCGAUCAACCAAUUGUUGGAAUUCUUUCGCAGCCUUAUUCUUCUGGGAACAGAUUGUUGAUUGCAUUUCAGGAUGGACUGCUAAUUCUAUGGGAUGUUUCUGAAGCUAAAAUUGUGUUCCUUGGUGGUGGAAAGGAUCUUCAGUUAAAGGACGAGGGUGGUAACUCAACUGAAACAAACACUGAUCUUCCAGAUGAUGUUUUAGAACAAAAUCUCGGUGACAAAGAGAUAAGUGCUCUUUGUUGGGCAUCUUCUGAUGGAUCCAUUCUUGCUGUCGGAUACUUAGAUGGUGAUAUCCUUUUCUGGAACUGUUCGACUUCAGCACCUUCUAAAGGUCAACAAACUUCUUCGUCUAAAAAUGUUGUUAAGCUACAACUGUCCAAUGCAGAAAGAAGAAUCCCAGUCAUUGUCUUGCAAUGGUCCAAUAAUCAUAAAUCUCAUAAUGAUUGUAUCGGUCAGUUGUUCGUCUAUGGUGGUGAUGAAAUUGGAUCGGAAGAAGUUUUGACUGUUUUAACUCUUGAAUGGUCAUCUGGGAUGGGGACAUUAAGUUGCAUUGGUCGUGCAGACCUUAUACUUAACGGCACUUUCUCAGACUUGAUUUUACUACCAAGUCCUGGAGCAAGGGGUUUAAAUAGCAAAGAUGAUCUUUUUGUACUGACAAAUCCCGGACAACUACACUUUUAUGACAAUGAUAGCUUGUCUGCAUUAAUGUCUCAGCAGAAUAGGACAUCGUCUGUAUCUUCACAGGAGUUUCCAAUGCUAGUACCGAUGGCUGAUCCAUCUUUGACUGUUGCAAAACUUAUCAAGUUGCCUACUCAGCCAAACUCGUCAAAAGCUCUAGCUGAAGUAGCCCCGGCUCUGAGAACUUGCUCAACACCUGGUUCAGCUAGUAGUGCAAAUUGGCCCUUAACUGGAGGUGUUCCAAGCCACUUGUCCAUAGUUAAAGAAGGUGGCAUUGAGAGAGUUUAUAUUGUGGGAUAUUCUAAUGGAUCUGUCCUUUUGUGUGAUGCCACACAUCCAAUCUUGUCUUAUAUUUGCUACAUAGAUGGAGAGGUUCAUGGUGUAAAAGUGGUUGGAUCAAAUGCUCCAGUGACAAAAUUGGACUUUUGUUCUGUUUCCUUACUCUUGGCUGUGGGCAAUGAAUGUGGUCUUGUCCGCAUUUAUGACCUUAAAGAUGGCUCUAAUGGGAAAAAAUUCCAGUUGGUCACAGAAUCAAAAAGUGAAGUCCAUGACUCUCCACAAGGAAAAGGACCUCAUUGUAGUGCUGUUUUUUCUCUUGUUGGUUCUCCAGUACAAGCAUUAUCUUUUGCAAAUUCUGGAACCAAACUCGCUAUUGGAUUUUUAAGUGGCCAUGUUGCAGUCUGCGAUACAAAAUCAUUGUCGGUUUUGUUCUUGAUUGACGGUGUACCUAGCUCUACCUCACCAAUUACUUCAUUGGUUUGGAAACAAGAAGCAUGUUUGCAAAAUGCUUUAAAUAGUCCAAAGCAACCAGAGACACCUUCAGGCAACUCUCUUGAAGAGAUACUAUUUAUCCUAUCUAGGGAUGGAAAAAUGAAUGUAGUUGAGGGUGAUACCGGUAAAAUGGUCUCUAGCCGGCCAUUACAUGUGAAGGAGUCAACUGCAAUCUCAAUGUAUGUUAUAGAUGAUAGCAUCUCAACCUUCGAAACGUCAAACGACAAGCAGCAGGAGGAAUCGUUGAAGAAUACUGCUGGUGCUCACGCCGAAGAGCCUGUGAAAGAAAGUAGCUCAACUGUGGUAAAUUCAUCAGAGGCUGAAGUUUCCUCUUCAGAAACCACACACUCUGGAGAAGUCCUUUUGGAUCCACUUGUCCUGCUUUGCUGUGAAAAUUCAUUGCGCUUGUUGUCCGCAAAAGCAUUGAUACAGGGAAUUGAGAAACCGAUUCGAAAAGUGAAACAUUCGAAAUCUAUCUGUUGGACUACAAUUUUGAAGAAAGAUGACAAAUUUUGCGGGCUUCUGUCAUUGCUUCAGACCGGAACAUUUGAAAUAAGAUCUUUACCGGAUUUGGAACUGAUAACAGAAAGCUCGUUAUUGUCGAUUUUAAGGUGGAAUUAUAAAGUGAACAUGGAUAAAACUAUGUGUUCUGAUGACAAUGGACAGAUUGUGCUGGCUAAUGGUUCUGAAUUGGCAUUCAUAUCAUUACUAGCCGGCGAAAAUGAAUUCAGGAGUCUGGACCAUUUACCUUGUCUUCACGAUGAAGUUCUUGCAGCUGCUGCUGACGCUGCAUUUACAUUCUCAACUUCAAAUCAGAAGAAGAAACAGACAACUGUACCGGCCAUUCUAGGGGGUAUUGUCAAAGGAUUGAAAGGAGGAAAAGCCUCUCAAGUAGAUUUAACUAAAAUUCCAACCUCCAAUUUUGGUCAUUUGGAAAACAUUUUUUUCAAGCCCUCUUUGCCAGAUUCACUUCCAACAGUAGCGGUGGUGGCUGAUGAAAAAGUAGUGGAGCUUGAUAUAGAUGACAUUCACAUUGAUGAGCCUGUAACGAUGCCUUCUACUUCAUCUCCUGAUGUUAAAAACAAACAGAAAGGUAAAUUACUUUCAAAAUUUUGUUUCAUAUUUUAUCUACAAAGAUUAGUGACAGUUAUUUUCCUUUUACUUGCAGAUAAGUUACGAAGUGAUAGGGAUAAAUUAUUUCAAGGUGGGACUAAUAAUGAUGAUGUAACACCAAGGGUCAGAACAGCUGAAGAAAUUAUAGCUGCUUAUCGAAAAACCGGGGAUGCUGCUUCGGUUGCCGCUCAAACGAGAAACAAACUUAUGGAGAGGCAGGAAAAAUUGGAGAGAAUAAGCCAGCGCACUGCAGAACUGCAAAAUGGAGCUGAAAAUUUUGCAUCAUUAGCAAAUGAGCUCGUCAAGACCAUGGAAAGGAGGAAAUGGUGGCAAAUAUAGACACAAACAAGUGAAAAAAAAAUAUUAAUGAAUUGUGUAUUUAUUGUCUUGUAUAUUUUGUUAUGUUAUAUAUUUGUGGCUGUUGGUUUUGUUUUUGUUUCAUUUUUGCAUAGAUUUACAAAUGGAAAUUAUUGCAAAAUCACAUUUCAUACAUUUUUUGUUUAAUCUCCAUUAGGGGGUGAUAAUAGACAAGAUUAUACUUUACAAGACGUGAUUAUAACAUAUUUUGAAAA
Cicer arietinum (chickpea) is the source of this 3782-nucleotide messenger RNA. Lineage: Eukaryota; Viridiplantae; Streptophyta; Magnoliopsida; Fabales; Fabaceae. The record is from RefSeq and is a predicted model, not a curated record.